Molecule: messenger RNA, 4033 nt
Organism: Saprolegnia diclina VS20
Lineage: Eukaryota; Oomycota; Saprolegniomycetes; Saprolegniales; Saprolegniaceae
Exons: 18
Coding region: 19-3954 (1311 amino acids)
Biological process (GO): endosomal transport; endosome organization
Cellular component (GO): WASH complex; endosome
Source: RefSeq, a predicted model, not a curated record
GUGUUACCGACGACCGAGAUGGCCAAGAAGGCGAAGGGAGACGCAGCAGCCGAGGGAGCCGACGCGCCGGCCCCCGCCCGAAAGGCCUCGGCCUCAGCCUCGCGCCGCAGCGACGACGAUGACCAUAGCGACGGCGCGGGCUCCGAGGCCAGCCACCGCCAGCACGACCGCCCGCGCUUCGACUCGCGGGUCUCGUGGGCCGACUCGACGCGCCUCGACCGCUUCGACUCGCGCGCGUCCAUGAUGAGCAACCGCGACCGCUCUGACUCGAAGGCCUCGGUGCGCAGCACGUCGAGCCGCGUGAGCACCAAGAGCCUCCGUACUGCGGCCAACAAGGACCUCCCAAAAGCCGAGUUGGACGCGAUCGACGAAGAGGACUACCAGUUCGUCUCGGCGUUCGCGGACUUUGACGUGCACGACCAGCCGAUCCGCGAGCAGCUGCAAAAGUCCCUCGACAUUGUCAACGAGCACACGUCCAAGCUCAAGGAGAUUGAAGACGCCUUGUCGGCCGCCAUGUCGGAAGUGUGGGGCUACUGGGCGGACCCGAUCCAAAUGCACUUGCACCCGGCCGAGCGCGUCGACGUCCAGGACCUCAUCCGCACCGACAACGAGCUCUUCAACAAGGUGCUCACGGUCUUUGCGGUGCUCUGCGACGAGAUCUCGGAGCUCAAGGUCACGGUCGAAGACAACUUUUACCCGGCGCUCAUCAUGUUUGGGCAAGCCAAGCAUGGCGACAACGCAGCUGUCAAGCCCGGCGAGGACGAAGUGCACAUCGGUCGCAUGCUGCCCUUCUUUCAAGAUAUCUCCAACUUUGUCGAUCGCUGCAGCUUGAUCGCGAUCAACCUCGUGCACCAGCUCGCGUCGCUGUACCAGAGCUACCAAAAGCUAUGGAAGUCGACGUUCAAGCACGUGCAUUUGACGUCGGUCUACGACGCGUUCGCCAACCUCCUCGAGAUUCUCAUGACGCUCGAUAUGAUUGUCCUCGACAACCCCAACAUUGUCACGUCCUGGGACAAGUACAAGCGCAUGAUGCAGUACGUGCGCGCCGACCCCGCGCGCUACAACGUGACGCUCGAGAAGGUCAAGUCGUUCGAGCAGCUCCUCGUCAACCUCGAUCAGACCUUUAUGGGGGCCAAGUGCUUCCAGACGUGCAUUGAGCAGGACUUUGAGACGCUCCUGUCGUUUGAAGACAGCGAAGACGAGGAGGACGAGGAGGACGAGGACGACGACGCUGCGCAGGCCAAGACGAUCGACGUGCGCAACAACCGCGUCUUCCUCGACGAGUUUUUCCACUGCCUCAGCACGCGCAUCCAGUCGAUCGAGGCGGCGCUCGGCACGCCGGCGGAGACGUACGAGCGCACGCAGCUCGUGGGUACCACGGGCUUGUACGUGAUGUUUCGCAAGCUCAUGCCGCCGAAUGUGCUUCCGGACGCAGCGCUCUACGAGAAGCUUUGGAGCUGCCAGCUCAAGGCGCCGAUCGUCGUGCUCUGUGGGCGCCUCAACUGGUGCCUCCCCGAGUUUCUUCUCAAGUACGCACCGCUUCAAGCCAAGAACGGCCCCGCCAUCGACGUGCUCGACGCGCGCAAGCAGUACCUACUGCGUAUGGACGAGACGUUUGCGGACGAUGUACAUUUCGUGCAGAUGGAAGUCCGCGCGUGGCUCGUCCGUUUCGAGUCGUUCUUUCAGUGGACAACCCGCGGCUCGGGGGACACGGCACGCGUUCUCGGGAUUCGCGGCAACCUCAUCGUCAAGGGUCUCAUUCUCGCGCGGCGCGUGCAGACCAUGAUGCAGACACUCGUGCAACUGCACUUGCUGCUCAAGAUUCCGAUGCCGAAGCGCAUUGUGCGCCCGUUGUAUCAAUGUAUCGAGAUGACGAAAGCGAUCGAGUUUAUGAUGGCGCGCAAGAACCCGAUUUUGGCCGAAAGCGCCGCGCUGGUUCUGCGUCAAGUGGCGCAUGCGCUCACGCUCUUCUUCCGGCCCAUCAAGGCGCGGCUCGAAGCGAGCAAGCGCUUUGACGACACCAAGCUCGACGUGCUCGCGGCCGUCUCGGUCGUCGAGGAGCUCUUGCACUCGGGCGAAUCCUUCUCGUACACCCGCUUGACGGUCUUGUCGCUGGCGCUGCAGAUUGCGCUCAUUCCCGACGUGGUCGAGACCGGCAGCGAUGCGAAAAAGCCGGCGACGCCCGCUGUCAACCCGAUCGAAGCGCUCAAGCACCUCUGGAAGAUGCACGUGCUGAGCGACUUUCAGCGCAAGAUCCGCGUUGCGUGCGACUGCUCGUUCUUGUACUGGAGCCGCGAGCUCUUGCAUCUCUUUGUCCAAGACAUUUACUCGAUGCCCGAGCAAGCGUCGCGCCUCCAAUACGUCGUUGGUGGGUUUCUGGACGCGAUGAAGUCGCUCCAAGGCGCGCAACACGAAGUCGACACGGCGGGGUACGUGGCCGCGUACGCCAAGUUUAUCGAGGGCGUCGUCGAAGAAGAGCUGGUCGCGCCACUCUGCAUGGACAUUGAGAACGACCUCCGCCUGCAUAUUCACUCGGUGCAUCUGGACCACAUGCAAGCACCAAACCCGCUCACGCACACCGACUUCAAGGUGCUCCAUUACUUUAUGGACUUGCGCCCGCUGCGUCUCUGGGGCAAAGAGCUCGAUUUGCGCGACCGUGUGACGCACUACCUCGAGUCGACGUUCUACAAUCUCACGACCGUCGCGCUCCACGACUGGAAGACGUAUGGCGAAAUGCGGCAGCUCGCCAACGACAAGUACGGUCUCCAGCUGGCCGAGAACCAUCUUCCGAUGGGGUCUUUGGACCAAGGUCUGGACAUUCUCCAGAUCAUGCGCAACAUCCACAUCUUUGUGGCGCGGUACAACUACAAUUUGAACCAGCAGUUCUUUCUCGAGCGCCGUUCGGACAAGGGGUCGCGCCACCUGAACGGGAUUUCGAUCCACAGCAUUGCGUCGUCGAUCCGGACGCACGGCAUGGGCAUCAUGAACACGACCGUCAACUUUACGUACCAGUUUCUGAGCAAGAAGAUGGACAUUUUCUCGCAGUUCCUCUUUGACGACUACAUCAAGAGCUUCCUCAAGCGCGAGCUGCGCUGGUACAAGAGCCACAAGGACGACGCGGACGUCGACCACAAGUACCCGUACUCGCGCGCGUUCGAGUUCAACAAGGAGAUUCGCCAGCUCGGCGUCUCGGACGCGGGUCGUACCUUCCUUGACCAGUACCGCAUCCUCAUCACCGAGAUUGGCAACGCGCUCGGGUACGUGCGCAUGGUGCGCUCGGCGGGCAUGAACUACUGCAGCAACGCGAUCAAGUUUGUGCCGGACCUCAACCAGCGCAACUUUGAGUUUGCGCCCGUUGUCCAGGACCCGAUGCUAUCGAGCGAGACGGUGGUCGCCGCUUCGAACCUCGACACGGCGCUCUUCAACCUCUCGAAGAACUUCAGCGAGGACAACAACUACUUCAAGGUGCUCGUCCAAGUCUUCCAGGAGGCGAUAUCGCCCGACGAGCAAAAGCACCUCGCGCUCUUCUACCAGAUCAUUCCGGCGCUCACCAUCAACUUCAUCGAGACGUCGGUGCAGGCCAAGGACCUCAUGUACAAGAACACGCGCCGGCGCGAGUCGUACUUCACCGACGACGGCUUUGCGAUCGGGAUCGCGUACUUUCUCGCGGUCCUCAACCAAGGCGAGGCCUUUGACGCGCUCCACUGGUUUGAAGAGGUCGAGCGCAAGUACGAGGCGGACGAAGCGUCGUACAACGCCAAGCAGGCCGAGCGCGACGCGCGCAAGACGGAGGCGGCCGCCAAGAACAAGAAGGAGACGACGGCCGAGCUCAUUGACGACGAAGAGGAGGUCCACACGCUCCAGCUCACGGCCAAGCGCAUUGAGCUCCAUCGCCGCGAGUUUGAUCUUCUCAACUGGUCGCUCAACGGCGCGCGCAUCUUCUUCAAGGACUAGAGAAGAGUCGCAUGGACAUUGCAUGUGUAUAUGAUGAUGACAACGAAGAGGAAUCCAUGAGAAGAUGGUGUCUAGCGGA